Molecule: messenger RNA, 3754 nt
Organism: Anoplopoma fimbria (sablefish)
Lineage: Eukaryota; Metazoa; Chordata; Actinopteri; Perciformes; Anoplopomatidae
Gene: znf395b
Product: zinc finger protein 395b
Exons: 11
Coding region: 349-1722 (457 amino acids)
Biological process (GO): regulation of transcription by RNA polymerase II
Cellular component (GO): nucleus
Molecular function (GO): RNA polymerase II cis-regulatory region sequence-specific DNA binding; DNA-binding transcription factor activity
Source: RefSeq, a predicted model, not a curated record
UUCAGUCAUCCACACUGUCAGGAAAACGCGGCGUUUUCAAACUUCUCCGUCCUCGGGGCCCUAACACGAUGAGUAGUGUGGACGUGGCCCCUGUCUCUCUCCUCUGACACCUGAGCUCACGUAGGCGCGUAUCCGACCGACCCAACCCCCACCUCCUCCUCCACCUCCUCCACCUCCUCCUCCACCCUCCGGACAGAGACUGGAGAGCCGGCGAGCGGCGGGACAGAGACCAAAGACCGGCUGCUGCAGCUCCGUGACGGGACUGACAGGACCGAGGUCUCCGCCGAACGAGGAGGUGUGACACCGUGCUGAGUCCCCCUCAUUGUGUGCAGCAGCACCGUGGCAGCUAUGGGACCCGAGGACAGAGCCGGAUCAGGACCAGGCGGGACGGCAGUCUGCCCAGCAGGGCCCGGCAAGCAGCGGACUCUGGUGUGCACACAGAGGUUUGUGCAGGCCGAGAAAGCGUUCGUGGAGAACCAGCAUCACAAGAACACGACAUCAGUCCAUCUGCAGCAGAGGGAGGCAGAGCGAGGCUGGACCCAUCCGGCUGCUCCCUUGCAAACCGCGGCACCCACGAUGCACCUCAGCAACGGGUCAGCGACCAGAGAGGCCCCGUACUGUUUCCGCAGCCCGGAGUCAGUGGAGAUGGACGAGAUCAUGGCGGCCAUGGUUCUGACCAGUCUGUCCUGCAGCCCGGUAGUCCAGAGCCCUCCACAGACAGAUCCAGGACCAGCCGGCUCGUCUUCCACAGCCGACAUGGAGUGUGGCGGCGGCGAGCUCUCUGACAGCGGCAGCAGCGGCUACUGGAGCUGGGACCACGGCAACGUGAGUCCCGCCCCCUCGCCGUCCGUCGCUGAGAUGGACAGCAGCCCUGAUGAAGGCCUGCAGAUGGAGCUGGAGCAGGGGGAGGAGCUCAAUGCCAAAAAGCCAAAGAGCUCCUUCAGAGGUGUGUAUAAGUGUCUGUGGCCCAGCUGUGGCAAGGUGCUCACGUCUUCAGUUGGAAUAAAAAGACAUAUCCGUGUGCUGCAUCUGGGCAGUGGGUCAGAUCAGUCCCAGAGAGAAGAGGACUUCUACUACACCAAGAUCUCCUGUGAGACCCUGGACGCCAGCUCCGUUCCAGCUUCAGUUCCAGCUUCAGCUCCAGUUUCAGCUCCAGCUUCAGCUCCAGCUCCAUCUCUGUCUCCGGCUCCGGCUCCAGCACCUUCCGAACAGGCACUGGGCCAGGCCUCGUCCUCCCAUCUCAGUUGGGCCUCCUGCGGUUCCCCUCCUCCCUCUGGGCUCCAGAUCCCCCCAGCUCACAGACCCAGAUCCAACUCCAGCUCCGGGCCCGGCCCGAGCAGGCCGAGUCCGCUCAGCCAGUCGGCCCCCAGCAGCUUCUGGCAGAUCCACUCAGAGCAUCUCUAUCAGGCCUGUAGCCCCGUCCAGGUAUCUGUGGCCCCAAGAAGCCCCGGCGUCCAGGGCUGGACCCCCUCCACCUCCGUCUCUGGCCACAGUAACACUCCGGUUGUCAAACCUCGCUUUCGGUCUGUCAGUGUCGGGGAACAGUGGCUCCAACAGAACCGGCUGCAGCCAAUAAGUGUGUCUCCCUCCCGCACUCACUGCUCCUUCAGGAAGGGUCGCGGGGAGGCCAAAAAGUGCCGCAAAGUGUAUGGAGUGGAGCGCAAGGAUCAGUGGUGCACCGCCUGUCGCUGGAAAAAGGCCUGCCAGCGCUUCCCUGACUAAAGACUGCUGCGUGAUAGAGAGGGAGAGAGAGAGGGAGUGUGAAAGACACGAGGACGUGGAUGGAUGGAUGAGUGAUAAAAAAAGAGACUUUUAUCAAAAAGAGGAUAUAAAUCAGGGCCUGAGAGCCAUCAAGAAAAGCAACACUUCUGUUUUUAACUUUCAGGCUACAUCCACACUAAUACGUUUUUAUCUAAAAAACAUUAACUUGUGCUAGGUUUUACGCUUGGCCUCCACGCUACUCUGACGUUAUCAACUCACUAAAAAUGAAGAAUGUUUAAACAAAACCACGUUCACUUCCUUAUGGGGUCUAAUCAGUUACAACAUCUCAUCCCUGACUUGUCUUGCCCCAUCACAAGACAAGUCACGGUGCUUAAUUUGUAAAUCUCUGUCUUUUUUCUUCUGUCAUGUGGAGUGUUGCAAUGGUGGGAAAAUGGAAUUUGGGUCGAAAAUAGUAUUUACAACUACGUACAAUUAUUUUGAGUUCUGUCUGUCUGUCUGGAUCACCUUCACUCAGUUUCAGUACUGUGGACAGCGCCGCACCAACUUCUUCACCCCCCUAAUUUAGCCGUACUCAUUACACCAUUCACAGCACAAAACACUUGCUUAGCUUUAAUCAUAUUAUCAUUUUUCGACUUUUAUAGCGCAGAGUUACAGGAUCUGUGCAAAUAGGUAUCGACACACAGGCAGUAAAAAAACCUGUGAGGUCCCGGAUCCUGUUCCUGCCAAGAUCCGGCACAAGUUAAGCCCUGAACUUGACCUAUUUCCAGAUAAAAAAAAUGAACAACACGUGCUUGGCAACGACUCUGUUUGAUCUAUGUUUUCUACCAACUUGACCGCCUUGUAUUUAUAAUUAGUGGUGUCAUCUAGUGGUGAGGUUGCAGAUUGCAACGAAAUUAAACUUUCCCCUUGUGCCAAGCGUCUGGAACUAUGGUGGCCAUAGCAAUGUGAAAAAAUGAACGGACCUAUCUAGAGCCAUAGUUUGGUUUGUCCAUUACUGUAGAAACAUGGCGGACUCUGUGAAAAAGACACAUUAUUUUCGGGUGAUUACACACUAAAGAAAACAUACUUAUUAACGUUAUCUUUUUUUCUGCCAAUGGAUCCAAGCAAAGAAAUCUCUGGUCUUACUUUUCGCCAUCGCUGUUCUUCAAACCGCAGAGUAGACAGUCUUCUUCCUGUUUACACUGGGACCCACACACACAGCGUACAUGAAACUUUGUGUGAUAUUUGUUUUCAGGUGUGUUAGUAUGUUCGGAGCUCACAUCUAGAAAAGGUGCUGAAACGCUGGUGUGCACGGAGGUAUUAGUGUGGAUGUAGCCUCAACCUUUUCCUUUCCUAAAGAAAUGCAAAUGGACUUUUCUGUAUCUUUGUAACUUGAUCCUGAAAACUGAAGUCUGCGAUGGUGCUAACUGUUGACUGACUUUGACCAUGUGAUGUGCUAAGCCUACAAUACUCCCGUACUUUAUCCAAAGGUUCAUAUUACUGUCCUUGUAGCUCCACUGUAUUAGACUGCUACUUGGCUGUUUUCUUUAUUCCAAUCCUCUCUUCCAGUGGUUAAACAGUGGUUAUGAUGUACAUUAUAUUGUGUGCUCUGAGUUACGUACAAGUAUUUUAUACCUUUUUUUUUUAUCGUCUCGUUCCGCCCUUUUAUUGGGCAGAUUCUAUUUUCUUUUUUUUUUAAUUCAUGUUUUUUGGCACUUUGUUGGAACAUAAACUCACAAGAAUAAGCUAUAUUUGGUUCGACUCAACCAAGUUCCUAUUUCCUUCCUGCCCGCGUGUUGGCAUACGACCAGUGUUAAUGGUUUUUAAGCUAUGGAGUCAUGGCAGUGGGACUAGCAUUAGGGAAAUGAGUUUGUCAUAGCAAUAAACAAAAAAAAAAAAAGAGUAAAUAUAUUGUCAAACACAAAUUAAAAAGCACUGAGAAUUUGAAAAGUGUUCAGUACUGCUUUUUUUCCUUCUGCAUGACAGUCCACAAAAGAAAUAGCAAACUGUUUUAUUGUAGUUUUCUCUAUACACAUUUUGUAUGAAGACUCAG